UGUUUGAGUGUAUAUCGUUCGGCCGGACUCUUUUUUACUCUUUGGUUUUCUUGCAAUUCGCGUUCAGUUAUAACCAACUCGGAAAUGGAUACAAGAAAAAUUGCUGACUUGUUGAGGGCGACCAUCGACCCGAGUCAGCAACAGCAGGCCGAAGAACAACUGACACAGGUCCACAAAAUCAUUGGAUUUGCUCCUUCCCUUCUUCAAGUUGUGAUGACUACGGACAUGGACAUGCCUGUUCGUCAAGCAGGUGUCAUUUACCUGAAGAACAUGGUAACACAAAACUGGCAAGAGAGAGAAGUGGAAGCAGGCCAGCCCCAGGUGUUUCAUAUUCAUGAACAAGAUAGAGCUAUGAUUCGUGAUGCGAUUGUUGAUGCUAUGGUCCAUGCGCCAGAUUUAGUUCGGGUACAACUUGGAGUCUGUGUUAAUCAUAUUGUACGGUAUGAUUUCCCUGGCAAAUGGACCCAGAUUGUUGACAAGAUAAGCAUUUAUCUUCAAAGUCCUGAUCCAAAUGGUUGGAUGGGAGCUCUUUUAAGUCUCUAUCAGCUUGUCAAGAACUUUGAAUACAAGAAAGUUGAAGAAAGAGCACCAUUAACAGAAGCUAUGAAUUUGCUUUUACCACAAGUCCAACAGCUACUUGUUCGCCUGCUACCUGAUCUUUCAGAACAAUCUGUGCUUCUCCAAAAGCAAAUACUGAAAAUCUUCUACGCCCUCACGCAGUAUUCCCUUCCCAUGGGGCUAUUAACGAAACCCAUCUUCACCCAGUGGAUGGAGCUGGCUCGUGCCAUAGCGGAUCGUCCGGUUCCCGAACAAACUUUAUCUGUAGAUGAAGAUGAAAGACCCGAACUACCAUGGUGGAAAUGCCGAAAAUGGGCCAUGCAUAUACUUGUUCGAGUUUUUGAGCGCUAUGGUAGUCCGGGUAAUGUCAGCAAAGAAUAUAAGGAGUUCGCUGAUUGGUUCCUCAAAACUUUUUCUGCCGGCAUCUUGGAGGUUAUGAUGCGGACGCUUGACCAGCAUAGACGCAAAGUGUAUGUCUCACCCCGCGUUCUACAACAAACUUUAAAUUACGUCAAUCAAGCAGUGGGUCAUGCAUUUUCUUGGAAAAUGUUAAAGCCUCAUUCGGCAGCCGUUAUCCAGGAAGUCCUCUUCCCCAUCAUGUGCUAUACGGAUGCAGAUGAAGAGUUAUGGCAAUGCGAUCCGCAUGAGUAUAUUCGGACGAAGUUCGACAUAUUUGAAGAUUAUGUCAGCCCGGUUAUGGCUGCCCAAACUUUGCUUCACACAAUCUGUAAGAAGAGGAAAGAUCAGCUUCAGAAAACGAUGGAAUUCCUUAUGCAGGUUCUAACUGCACCAAAUGCUGAUCCACGACAAAAAGACGGCGCGUUGCACAUGGUUGGAAGCCUCGCGGACAUUUUGUUGAAAAAACCGCUCUAUAAAAGCCAGAUGGAGCAGUUGCUUGCUCAGUUUGUGUUUCCCGAGUUUUCGAGCCCUCACGGUCACCUACGUGCACGAGCCUGCUGGGUCCUACAACAUUUCUGUAACAUAAAGUUUAACGAAGAAACCAUCCUUGCGGAGGCGAUAAAUUUGACCCAACGGGCAUUGUUGACGGAUUCAGAAUUACCUGUGAAGGUGGAAGCUGCUGUGGCUCUUCAGAUGCUGUUGAGUGGGCAAGAAGAGAAAGCAGAAAAAUACGUUGAACCUCAUAUUAGACCCAUUACCCUUGAACUCUUAAAUAUUAUACGAGAGACGGAAAAUGACGAAUUGACGACAGUUAUGCAGAAAAUCGUUUCCACUUAUACCGAGCAACUGAUGCCUGUAGCUGUGGAGAUCUGCCAGCAUUUAGUGACCACCUUCGGCCAAGUUAUUGGCCAUGACGAAGAGUCGGACGAGAGAGCCAUCACCGCUAUGGGGCUGCUCAACACAAUUGAAACUCUGAUUGCCGUUAUGGAGGAUCACGAAGAGGUUCUGGCCCAACUAGAACCUGUUGCUUUGCAGGUUGUUGGACUGAUUUUCACUCAGUCAGCCAUGGAAUUCUAUGAGGAAGCUCUUUCUUUAGUCUUCGAUCUUACAAGCAAAAAAAUCUCCCCAGAUCUAUGGAAAGUCUUGGAAAUGAUAUAUCAAGUGUUUGAGAAGGAUGCCUUUGAUUACUUUACCGACAUGAUGCCUGCCCUUCAUAAUUAUGUCACCGUCGACACAGAUGCUUUUGUUAGCAACGCAAACUAUUUGUUAGCUUUGUUCAACAUGUGCAAAGCUAUUUUAACUGGCGAUUCUGGAGAAGAUGCGGAGUGCCACGCCGCCAAGCUUUUAGAAGUUAUCCUGUUGCAGUGCAAAGGCCGAGUGGAUCAGUGUAUUCCUUCUUUCGUUGAACUUGUCUUGACCCGGUUAACCCGUGAAGUGAAAACAUCCGAACUAAGAACGAUGUGCCUGCAGGUGAUAAUCGCUGCAUUAUAUACGAGCCCUAAUCUCGUAUUAGAGACGCUUAAACGACUUCAGGCAGCAAUGGGUGAUUCAUCCCAAUCAUUAACGUCGCACUUUAUUCGCCAAUGGAUUCAUGAUACAGAUUGCUUUUUAGGUCUACAUGAUCGCAAGCUCUGCGUGUUGGGAAUGUGCACGCUUAUCACGGCCGCGCCAUCUCACCCUGGACUUGUAGAAGAGUGUGCACAGCAAAUUGUACCAUCGUUGCUAUUGCUUUUUGACGGGUUGAAGCGUGCGUAUGCAGCCAAGGCAGCCGAAGAAGAGGAAAACGGUGAUGAGGACGAUGAAGAUGAUGAAGAUUGCGAAGAAGUGCUCAGCUCCGACGAAGAUGAUAUCGACCAUGAUGGCCAAGAUUACUUGGAGCGUCUUCAGGAAAAAAUCACGAAAGCUUCGGGCCAAUCUCCAUUUCCCAUUACCACCGUUAUCAAAGACCUUCCUGGAGACGAGGAUGAGGAAGAUGGCGAGGAUGGUGACGAUGAAGAUGAUGACGAAGAAGAAACUGCUUUAGAAGGCUAUACUACUCCAUUAGAUGUAGAAAAUUGCGAAAUCGAUGAAUAUAUAAUUUUCAAGCAAGUACUUGAAGAAGUUCAAGGUACUAAUCCCGGGUGGUACAAUGCUUUGACUGGAGCUCUAACGAGCGAUCAGCAGAAAGCUCUGAAUGACGUGAUUGUUCUUGCUGAUCAACGACGUGCAGCCGCAGAAAGCAAAAGGAUUGAAGAAGCUGGAGGUUAUAGUUUCAACCAGCAAACGGUUCCCGCUUCCUUCAACUUCGGAGGAAACGGAUCAACCUCACCCUUUAGCAGAUGAAUGUUUCUUACUAAUGUUAUGGUAUACUUCCUUAUCAGUUAUGGUACUAUUUGGUAUAACCUUUCUCGUAUAACAUUUACCGAUAGCUGUGCUUUGACCUUUUCAUCCUUACCUGGUUUUCCUUUUGAAUCUUUCUAAUUAGGUUAAAUUGCCCAUUUGUUUUGUUUUUUGGUUGCCGUAACCUUUUUUGUGUAAGGAGGGAACUUUCUUAUGUUGUGCAUUUAGGCUUUGCUUGGAAGGUCAAUCUAACUGCUGACUAUGCGCUCUUUGUAGAAAGUAGAAAUAUUGGAAAAGUUCAAGACUUUCUAUUCUCAUCAGUAGCAAAGCCUAGUCAUCAUUCCCUUCCUUCUUCAGCUCGAAUCGCAAAUGGAUGAAAUGUUACGACGGAAAGAACGGUGAAGGAAUUCAAGAAAAGUAACAACUGAAAGAUGAAACUUAAUAAAAUUUAUGAUGGAACGCAAA
Daphnia carinata is the source of this 3741-nucleotide messenger RNA. It is a transcript of the gene msk, whose product is annotated as importin-7-like. Gene Ontology annotation, cellular component: cytosol; nuclear envelope. Gene Ontology annotation, biological process: protein import into nucleus. The record is from RefSeq and is a predicted model, not a curated record. Gene Ontology annotation, molecular function: small GTPase binding. The coding region runs from base 85 to 3279 and encodes 1064 amino acids. Lineage: Eukaryota; Metazoa; Arthropoda; Branchiopoda; Diplostraca; Daphniidae. The transcript is spliced from 14 exons.